AGACUGUCCUGGAGCUCACAGUCUGAAAGGUGUGCGGGCCUCUGCCAGCUUCGAGGCUCCCGACGUCUUAAAUGGGUUCGAAUUCCUGCGGACUGUAAUCCCCAGAGACACAGGAGCUGGCACCUUCGCUCGGGGUUCCCUAGCAAGAUUGGGGGAGGAGUGGACGAACCCGAGCCUGGCUGCGGAACUCCUGGUGGACUCCGAGGCUCUGCGGCAAGGCCGCGCGUCCCUGCCAUCACCCAUCAUGAACACCAUCGUCUUCAACAAGCUCGGAGGAGCUGUGCUUUUUGAAGACCGAGGUAUCCCAGAUCGGGAUCGUGGCAGCCGACCAUUCGGUGGCGUCCUGGACAAUCCACACACAGGCCCGGAGAUGGGCAUUCCAGGAGGCCCUUCCCUCAAGGACAACCUCAGCCUGAGACACCGGAGGACAGGGGCUCGGCAGAAUGGAGGGAAGGUGAGGCAUAAGCGACAGGCCCUGCAAGACAUGGCGCGGCCGCUUAAGCAGUGGCUUUACAAGCACCGAGACAACCCGUACCCUACGAAGACUGAGAAGAUACUCUUGGCUCUAGGCUCACAGAUGACGCUAGUGCAGGUGUCAAAUUGGUUCGCUAAUGCUAGACGUCGGCUGAAGAACACUGUCCGGCAGCCAGAUUUAAGUUGGGCCUUAAGAAUAAAGUUAUACAACAAGUAUGUUCAGGGCAAUGCUGAACGGCUCAGUGUGAGCAGCGAUGACGACUCCUGCUCUGAAGAUGGAGAAAAUCCCCAAAGAAAUCCCAUGAACGACGAGGGCUAUAGCACCCCCGCCCACCACACUGUGAUUAAAGGGGAGAGCUCAGCCAUGAAAGCUGGCGGGAGACCAGAGUCAAGGGCUACUGAGGAUUACGUGUCACCACCCAAGUACAAGAGCAGCUUGUUGAACCGUUACCUUAACGACUCUUUGAGACAUGUCAUGGCCAGCAGCACUGCCAUGAUGGGGAAAAAGAGGCGAAGGAACCAUUCGGGAUCUUUUAGCUCCAAUGAAUUUGAAGAAGAGCUGGUGUCUCCAUCGUCAUCAGAAACUGAAGGCACCUUUGUCUAUCGCACAGACACCCCAGACAUUGGAUCUCCUAAGGGUGACAGUGCUGCUAACAGAAGGGGGCCAAGCAAGGAUGACACAUACUGGAAGGAGAUCAACGCAGCCAUGGCCUUGACAAACCUUGCCCAGGGAAAAGAUGGAGUGCAGGGGCCGACCACCAGUUGCAUCAUCCAGAAGUCUUCCCACAUAGCGGAAGUAAAGACAGUCAAGCUGCCGCUGGCACAGCGCUUCUAGAGUGGCCAGGAGUGCUGAGCUGUCAGUGGGUUUGCCAAAACAAGGGUGAAGAGGACUCCCAUUGAAACCUUCUGAGUUCAACUAUCCUAAAUAUAUCAGUUGCUUCUUUAAAAAGACAUAUAAGUUAUAAAAACUCAUUUUAAUCAAAAAUAUUAACUUAUUUUAUGUUACUGAAACUAUGCAUAAAGUGUCUGCAUUACCAUAUCAGUAAGUGCCUUGCUCCCUGAAGUAAGCCCCAACGUGGGCACAGUGGAGAGCUGUGCCUCAAACUGGCAAUGCCAACAUCUGCUAGACCACGUCAUUCCAGACUGGUCCAGGACUGAAGCCAAUCACUGAAAGCUCCUGAAACACAUUCAGUCAUUCACACGUUCAAACUUGGAGAUCUGUUCAGCCCUGAUGAGGUGAUCUUUUAUUUUUAUUUUCUCUUUAUUUUUUUAAUGCCUACAGGACUGGAAACUGUUCUUUGUGCUUUCCAGGGUGAUGGUGAGAAUUUUAUGUGUGGGUUUUGUUUGCAUAUCUGAAAGUGCAUCCAAAAUGAAAGGUGCAGCAGGACCACGUGACGCAUACGUUUAAGAAGAGAUACCUUCAAACUAGUUUAAUAUUGCAGUGUAGUCAGGAAUUGUUUUCCCAAGCACUGUUGGCAAGUAUCCCAAUGCCCUUUACAACUAAUUGGGAUUUUUUCCCUUGAACUUUUAAAAAGAGCCUUAUUAUAUAAAUCUUUGAAUAUUUUUCUGUGUAAAACUAAACAUAAAGUUUAGUUUUAAAUCAUGAUCUUGUUUGCAUUAGAGUUCAGGGUUCCUUUGUGAUGGAAGCUGCUUUCAUAUGGAGUGACUAAAAGCUUUUUGGUUUUUUCUUGAGACAGGGUUUCUCUGUGUAGCCCUGGCUGUCCAGGAACUAACUCUGUAUGUAGACCAGGCUGGCCUCAAACUCAGAAAUCCACCUCACCUGCCUCUGCCUCCUAAGUGAAGGGAUUAAAGGCAUGUGCCACCACUGCCCGGCAACUGAAAGCUUUUUAUUUGGUUCAUUUCAAAUCUCAAUUCAGAUGAACUAUUUGUAUUGCAAUGAGAACAAGACAGUGAAGAAAAAAAUCUGUGUGUGGAUAUACAUACAUACACUUGCAGAAAAAUUGAUUUUUUAAAAAUUUAAAACGUGUGGGUGGCAAAACAUGUUCAUGUAGCAUGUUCAGUCUCUGAUUUUUGCCAAGUAGGAUAUUCAAGUAAAAAUUAUAUGAAGACCUGCAUUGAAAGAAAGAAAGUUUUGUUUCUAAAUGUCACUACCACAAAGUGAGAGUAAUGGCUAUCAAGGAAGAAGAGUGUCUUUUCCAUCAAGACUCCUCCCCAGCUUAGGAACACUGCUAACCAGAGGAGUGUGGAGACGUCCAAUAGGGAAGGACAGCUGGAGAUGCCCAGUAGCUCCGAGCAAACGUUCAACAGCAGAGUAAAACGACUAGGCUACGGUGGGCAUGUUUUUUUCUGGUUAUGUAAUGUAUUUUCUAAUUGUGUUAGGCUGGAAAGCAUUUUUGCAAGUGUGAAUGGCAUCUGGUUUCACAGCACACACCCAUGUUUUUUCUUUAUUUUACAAAAUGCUUUUAACGCCGAAGGUUAAUGUGGUUGCUGAGCAGACAUGGCAGCCCUGAUGGCCAUCGUAGGACACUUUCUCCUGUAUCAUAGCAUAGCGGGUUGGGGGUUAUCUAGUGUAACGAAGAUAAUUUGAUAUGAGAAUAUUUUGUAUGUAUAUUUUUCCUUUGUUGUCUUAAGUGCCGAUGGCAGUUGCAGUAAGCCCUAGGUGAGAUGUGUACGUGCUGACGGUAUGAGUGGAUGAAGUAUUGAGUUCUUCGAGGGCAUCCCUGAUACUCUGAGAUCCAGGAUGCAAAGUGGGAAUCAUUACAGACAAGCCUGCCCAGAUGUGUGUGAGGCAGUGAGAAAGAAACAAGAACAAAUACUUCACUCUUUUUCAUACUAUUAUAAGUUAUUCUGGUAUUAAAUAUUUUAAUAAAAGUGUUCUUGUUUUAACAUGUUGAGAAUA
Messenger RNA from Mastomys coucha (southern multimammate mouse), 3334 nucleotides. It is a transcript of the gene Mkx, whose product is annotated as mohawk homeobox. NCBI's taxonomy places the organism in Eukaryota, Metazoa, Chordata, Mammalia, Rodentia, Muridae. The transcript is spliced from 7 exons. Bases 245 to 1309 code for a protein of 354 amino acids. Gene Ontology annotation, biological process: cell development; regulation of transcription by RNA polymerase II; muscle organ development. The record is from RefSeq and is a predicted model, not a curated record. Gene Ontology annotation, molecular function: DNA-binding transcription factor activity, RNA polymerase II-specific; RNA polymerase II cis-regulatory region sequence-specific DNA binding. Gene Ontology annotation, cellular component: nucleus.